Messenger RNA from Prorocentrum cordatum, 1566 nucleotides. The record is from the annotation of a GenBank genome assembly. Lineage: Eukaryota; Dinophyceae; Prorocentrales; Prorocentraceae.
AUGCGCGGCAAGGAGAACGUGGAGUGCUUCAUCCUGUUUCCAGAGGGCCGCGUGUCGCAGAUCCAGCAGCAGCAGAUGACGAGCGUGCUCGACAGCAACGUGCACUGCAUCGCGGUCCAGGGCACGUUCGACGACUGCCAGAACAUCGUCAAGGGCCUUUUCGGUGAGCUGGACUUCAAGAAGGCCUAUGGCCUCGGUGCGGUGAAUUCCAUCAACUGGGCAAGGAUUAUGUUCCAGAUCACUUAUUAUUUCUAUACGUAUUUCCGGCUCUUCCCAGGCUGCGAUGGUAGUAUCAGCUUCAGUGUUCCCACUGGGAAUUUCGGCGACAUUUUGGCUGGCUAUUACGCUAAGAGGAUGGGGUUGCCAGUGAAGCACCUGGUCAUUGCCACUAACUCGAACGACAUCCUCCACCGAUUUUUCCAGUCAGGUACGUACGAGAAGUAUGCUGUCAUCCAAACGAACACGCCUUCGAUGGACAUCGGCAUCAGCAGCAACUUCGAGAGGUAUCUCUAUUACUUGAUGGGCGAGGACCCCGCCAAACUGGCAGCUGCCAUGAUGGCCUUCAAUCAGACGGGCAAGCUGCAGGUGGACAAGCAGGAGCUUUCCCGGGCCCGCCAGGACUUCUCCUCUGGCUGCGCCCAGGAGGAGGUGGUCAUUGAAACCAUCCGGGCCUACGACGACAAGUUCAAUUACGUGCUAGACCCCCACACUGCCUGCGGAGUUUCGGCCUGCGACCAGCUCCGCGGCAGCCUCGGCUGGGAGAGCCUUGAGAAGCACGAGAUGGUCGUCCUGGGCACCGCGCACCCCGGAAAGUUUGGCGAGGCCGUCUCGCAGGCGACCGGCAGGACCACCGUGCUGCCCCCUGGGCUGGCGCGGGUGCAGAACGCUCCCACCCGCUUCGAGGUACUGCCGAACUCUCAGGACGACGUGCGGGAUGCCAUCGUCAGCACGGUGUCCAGGAGAGAGGGCAAGCAGAGGGCAGCCUGCCAGUGCUGGUCCGGCGCCCUGCGCCUGCUGCUGGGGCGGGCGCACGCGUGUUCCAGGACUGAGGACUUCAUGUCGGAAGGACUUGAGACGCGCGCCUUCGGGACCUCGCCCGACACCCUCGAGUCGAAGCUGCUGGACCGAGGGUACCUCUCGCUGAAGACUGACUCAAGCGCACCACGCGGAAUGGUCCUCCAGAUGGAGAGGCCGUUCUCGUACGGCCGGGGCCUCGAGGAGCGCCUGCAGCUGCGUGACGACCCGUUGCACAAGCUGGUCAUGUGGCGCGCCAUCCGCCACGAGUUCCUCUUCCCGAGGAGUAAGUUCACGCGCGGCGAGGACGCCAUGUCCCUGCGACCCGAGCUCGGGCUCUUCAGCUUCGAGGGCUACCUGCGGGCCCGGCUGGGAAAGACGGCGGUAGACGUUGUUCAGGUCGACGGAAGCACCUGGCUGCUGACCCUGGCAGUGCUGGCCGAGGGGUGGGGCCGCGUUGCUGCCGCUGCGAGGCCGCCACGUCGGUCCCCUCGGGGCGCCGCCGCCGCGCUGCCGCGGCGCUGGGGCGGCUUCGGCCACCGCCCACCAUGA